Styela clava is the source of this 2731-nucleotide messenger RNA. Its product is annotated as transmembrane protein 53-like. The record is from RefSeq and is a predicted model, not a curated record. Lineage: Eukaryota; Metazoa; Chordata; Ascidiacea; Stolidobranchia; Styelidae.
CUCUCUUUCAAGCGCCGGUUUUGCGCAUCUUCAGGUGUACACCUUUCAUUGAUAACAAAUUGUUCUGUUCGCUUCUGUGUCAGCAUAAAGUUAGAAAGCAGGGAUACCGGCGGUUAAUAGCGAUGUCUGCAAUGAGUGGCAGAAGACUUUUAGAUGAUCAGGAUGAGUUGGAAUAUAACAUAACAUUUCCUACUUGUACAGUCAUGGAUGAUUCUGAUGCAAAAGAACCUGUUGUAUAUUUGUUGGGAUGGGCCGGUGCAUCAGAUAAGCAUUUAGCAAAAUAUAGUGCAAUAUAUGAACAAGAAGGCUAUGUAACUUUAAGAUAUAUUGCACCUGAAGAUGUCAUAUUUUUGUUAUCCAAAGAUACGAUAAACACAGCAAAAGAUACGUCAAACAAACUUGUUCAACUUCUAGAUGAUUAUGAUUUAAGAGAAAACCCAGUUUUAAUUCACUGUUUCAGUAAUGGCGGAGCAGUAGUGUAUAAAUGGUUGGCAGAAGCAUUCUUGGAACAAAAUGUCAAUAUUGUUGGGGUAAUUAUAGACAGUGGCCCUGCGAAAUUAACUUUUCUCAACUUACUUAUGGCAAUUUACUUUUCACAAAGGCCAAAGGGCAUGACUCGUAUUCUGCAUUACAUUUACCGAUUUCUUGCCACAAACCUCGCUGAUUAUUUGACAUUCUCAAUGGAUGAAAGAUUGUAUUUCUAUGAGCAACUACUAUCAUCAAAAACAUUCCUUUGGCCGCAUUUAUAUCUUUAUUCAACAAACGACGGGGUAAUGCCAAAGGCAGAAAUUUUAGAAAUGGUAGAAUCAAGAAAAGCUGCUGGUUGCUCAAUUGUUCGAUGCCAUGACUUCGUCACUUCUCCCCAUGUUUCGCAUUUGAAAUUUCAUAAAGAAGACUACAUAAAUCUGUGUUUACAAUUCCUUGAAGAUAGCUUAAAAAUAUUUGACGGGGAAGAUAUUGAUGGAAUAACUGGAACUAACAGACAUCAAACGUCAUCUGUUGAUCCACCCACAAAAUCUCGACCAUACUCUGAAGGUUCACCAUCAACCAGUCAGAGAAAAUCAUCCCUCAGGUUAAGAAGAACUUCUCAAAGUGAUUCAAAAUUAUGAUUCAUUUCAGAAUUUUAUAUAUGUUCAUUUCACUGCUCGCUCCAGCAGCAACAGAGGUAUUUUAAGAGCUGGUCAAAUGAGCUCUGGGUUAUCAACGAUUCGUUGAUAUAUUCACAAAACAAUUUGAACGAACUAUAAACAAGAGCAAUGCUUAAAGGUAGAAUCUAUUUGACUCGAAUGCCAAUGGUUAAAUCAGUGUUUCCAGUUUACAUGGAUUAGAAUAAAACUGAAUAAUCUUUGGGAAAUAUUGAAAAAAUAAUUUUCAUUAAAGUAACUUCUAUCUUUAAAGUACUGAAAAAUUGAUUGGUUCAGUUAAUUUUAAAGAAAGCAUAACACAAUUUAAAAAAACAACAAUCCAUCUAUACACUCUGUGACUAAUAAACUAUCCUUUUCCUGUACCUCUCAAAACGAGGAAUCUGGAAUAUAUACGUUUUGUUUAAAUAAAGGAAUUGCGUCAAUGUCUUUGCCUUUUGGCAUAGAUAUAUUAUAACACAACAUUUAAACCAAUUGGGCAGUAUAUAGUUAAUCCAAAUUUUUUGAUCAAACUGAAAAGUGUUAUUGAUAAUGAAGCUAUGACCACACACAUGCAGUUUUCCUUAUUUUGUUAUCAACAUAUUACAGAAUUUGGUAUAGGUAGGCUGUAGGCUACUGUCCUCAGUAUAUACUCGUGAACAUUACCUACUCAUGUGUUACUGAAAAUAGUGUUUUGUUACUGUGCUUUAGAAAAUAUAGUUUUGUUAUUUAUAUGGUUCUUCCAUUCAUGAUACACAAUGCUUUUCUCGAUUUAUAUAAUCCUAUGGAACAGAAAGCCUAUUUUAACCUAAACGUAUUCAUCUCUAAAUUGGUUCCAGAUGCUGUGGGGGUUGCGAGUCUUGAAUGUUCCUCAAUGCAUGAUUAUUAAUGAUAGUAAAGGCAUAAAUACAUUUUAGUCAGGGAAUUAAAUCACAGUUCAUAAUAUCAGUACAAGUGGUAUCCAGUGGAGGGCCUUUUUGAGGAUCCAUUGCUCAAAUGUAUCUGAAUUCUAAAUAUAUUGUAAGAUAGAAAAUACAAAGUUAUAUUGAAUACCAUGAAAAAAACUUUUACACUUCUGCAUAAAAAAAUGUUGUUGCUUGUGACACAGAAUAUUUUUAUUGUUUGUCAUUGAAAUUUUAUUUUCUAAUCAAGAGUACAUUCAUUUUACAGAGUACAUUGUUUUUGAACUUGAUCUACUUUGUUAUUUGUAUUUGCACCUUCAUAUUUGUUCCAAUUGCACAGCAAGUGUUCCAAUUUGAAUUCAGUAUUUUUAGAAGCAAGCUUUCGACGGCGUUUAUAUAUAUGCUACUUUGGGUCACUUAUGAGGUAACAAUUAACGAUUUGUAGCAGAUUUAAUGUUAAAUCUCAGUUGCAUAAUCCCGCUUUCCUAUUGAUUUGAAUAUUUUCCUCAAAUCCUAUACAUGGUCUAUAAAAUGAUAUCGCUGCAUUACGUCUUGCCAAGGCACCAUACUGUUGAUUUUUGUAUAAUUUUUAUGUUCUUUUGCUAUGUUUGUCAGCAGAAAUUUUAUAUGCUAGAAUUUUAGUCAAAUUAGCAGCUUUAGAAUGCUUAGAACAUAAUGUUAUUUUUGUAUAUUAUAUCGUUAGAAGUA